GUGGAGAGAACUAUUAUGGCAUUGCCUACUUAGUACACUGAAAUAGGGAGUUGGUCGGUAUUUGAUAUUUGGCUUGUAAAAAAGUUGGAAAUGACACUAUCGUUUUCUAACGGAGCUGCUGGUCGAGUAUUCGGCACAUGGCAAUAUUUUUAGAAGAAAUAGCCCAUAUUUGUGUUCUCUUAAUUUGGGUUGCACUGUGGGUGACUGAGAGCAAAAAUGUGCGGUACUCUAUGGAUGAUGACCUCCUGUUGCCCUACGCUGAUACUCAUGGUCCGUCUCAUUCCCAUCGGUAUGUAAGAGACUGUCAGCCACACAUCCACGGAAACCUAACCCAUGAAACCUGGCUGGCAAGCGCAGACCCUGCAUCGCCUGUAGUAGAAUCCAACACUUUUGUCUCAGCAAUCAACAGUUCAUGGGUGAGUGGCCACAUCACAGUGGUUCAUGACCCGCUGAGAACAGUGUCUGUGCUGGAGCCGGGAGGCCCUGGAGGAUGUAAGAAUUUCCGUCGAGAGCUUGUGGAAAACACUGCUAAAACGAGAAAGUGUCUAAUCGCCCAGAAUGGUGGAUAUUUUGUCACGAAAAAUGGAUAUUGCUUAGGGAACAUUGUAAGUGAUGGCAAUCUGGUACAGAAUAGUGGAGGAGUUCAGAACGCUCAGUUCGGCAUCAGGAAGGACGGGAGGCUGGUGUUUGGUUAUCUAUCAGAGGACGAGGUUUUGGACACAGUAAACCCUUUUGUGCAGCUGGUCAGUGGGGUGGUGUGGCUGCUCAGGUCAGGAGAAGUAUACAUCAACGAGAGCUUGAAGGCUGAAUGCACGGAGUCUCAGGAGACAGGAACACUGCAGGAAUUCGUCAAUGUGAUAUCAGCACGGACCGCAGUGGGCCAUGAUGCCAAGGGCAGACUCGUUCUCUUCCACAGUGAUGGCCAAACACAAAGGAGAGGUAUGAACCUGUGGGAGGUCGCAGAGUUCCUGAAAGAGCAGGGAGUCAUCAAUGCCAUUAAUCUGGAUGGAGGCGGCUCUGCCACUUAUGUCCGUAAUGGGUCACUGGCAAGUUUCCCCUCAGAUCACUGUGAUGAUCCGAUGUGGCGCUGUCCUCGGGCCGUAUCCACUGUGCUGUGUGUGCAUGAGCGUCUCUGUCAGCCCGAAGACUGCAGCCAGCACGGGACCUGUGUGGAUGGCCAGUGUGUGUGCCAACCCGGCUGGGCCGCGCCCACGUGUGCCAAUCUAACAUGCCAACCUCCAGACUGUGGAGACCAUGGGCUCUGCACUCCAGAUGGCUGUGUGUGCGAUGCAGGGUGGAAAGGUGUGAACUGCAGUCAGGAGUGUAACCUAGGUUUCUAUGGCGAUUGGUGUAAGAAGAAAUGCAUGUGUGUAAAUGGAGGCUCUUGUGACCCCGUACAUGGACGAUGCACUUGUCCUGCUGGUUUUCAUGGAGAUUCUUGUGAGCAAGAAUGUCCUCUAGGAUACUACGGGCUGCUUUGUUCACAGGAGUGCCAGUGCAGUGACCUAUGCCCUUGUGACCCCGUAACGGGAAGCUGUAAUGCCACAUUCCAUGGCCAGAGAAAUACCAGUCUGCAUAGAGCCGGUCACUGCCUGGCCACCCAAAUGUGGAAGGAGUGGCGAGAGCAAGACGAGGCUCGGGCACAGAAGCCUUAUCUGUCAGAGCAGAGCUGGAUGGUUAUCACUGCUGUCCUGGCUGCAAUCUUGCUGACCAGUCUCACUGGAAACUUAAUCCAAGUGUGUGGAAAAUGCAAAGGUCGUCUGCAGCAGGAAUAUUCCUACGUACCGCUAGAGGAAGUUAACAGGUCCGGGGAUAGUCCCAAUCGUUUGAGGAUACAGCCUGGCAAAGCUCUCUUUCAACCAGAUGAUACAGACUCAGAAGACUCCUUAUAGCCUUUGUGUGCGUGUGCAUGUGUGUGUACACUGUGUGUGUGUGUGUGUGUGUGUGUGUGUGUGUGUGUGUGUACUGUGUGUGUGUGUGUGUGUGUGUGUGUGUGUGUGUGUGUGUGUGUGUGUACUGUGUGUGCGCACUGUAUGUGUGUAUGCACUGAGUGUGUGUACUGUGUGUGGGUGUGUAUCACCAACAAAAACAAGCAAGUGUCUGUAAAUACAGGUUAGUCCACUACAUGGACUUUGCAGUCAGGAGUAAAAUGCCUCUUGGGGUGCAUUCUAAAUGACCUUGAGGUUUAUUAAUUACACAGUGAAGCAGAUGUUCCUGUUUGUCAGCGUUCCUAAUAUUCAGCGAGUUCCCUGAGCUCCUCACAGUCAAAUACUGUGGUCAAAAUAAAAACCACAAUCAAACAGAGGCUCUAAAUUCAAACAAGGUCAUGCACAUCUGUGUACGUCUUCAGUAUCCUUUACUGCACUGUCAUGUAACAGGCAUCAUCACUGGCAUGUUGUGAUUUCUUUUUAUUACUCACUUUGGUUUACAUUUACUUAAUAACUCAGGAACUUGGAAAUUUGGUCAACAGGCUUGAAUAUUAACCACAGACAUGUGAAAUCAUUAGGUUGCUUGUGGGUUGCUUCGUGUUCUUGAUGUUUUUGCACCAUUUGUUGCCAUAGAAGCAGACCAGAAUUGAACUGUGAAUGCCAUGAUAAGGUAUGCUACUGUAUUUACUUUUUAGAUUCAUUUGGAAAGCAGACUCACCGUGCUUGGCGCACAGCCUAGUACAUGUUGUCUUAAACCAUUUCUCUGGGCAUACAUUGUAAAAUCAUGCCCUAAUUUGUUUUUAUAGACUGUAAGAAACCAAAACAAGAACAUUUCAAAUGGACUUUGACCCUGGCACAGUGAGUUGGAAAGGUGGCAGGAUGUGUUAGCCCAAAUGAAGGGGCAUUACACUUAAAUAAAUGAGACGUGGAAGGGCAGAAUUAACGGAGCUGACCCUUCAGUUUUAGUGCCUUAUAAUACCUGCUGACUUACUACUCCAAGACGAAGAAUUUUAUGGUAUCAGUGUCUCUUUUUUGUACACUAUUACUGUAGAGUGAUAUUUAAAUCCUUGCACUGUCUCACCGGUGUUAAAAGCAGAGAAACAGAUAAAGUAAGCUGCUUCAAUCUCAAGAUGUUUUAACAUGUGAGGAUAGAACAAUGGCUAAUUUUAUGAAUCAUUUUCAUUAUGCACAGCUUAAUAGUGUUUGUAUGUAUCUUUGAUAAUUAAUAUACAGCCAAAAAUAUACAUUUAUGAUACAACAUUCCCAUUUAUACUUAUUAUGAAAGGGGAAAGAGGCCAUUGCACUGAUAUUGUUUAAAAUAGUGGUUCUCAUCCCUUGUCCUGGAGGAACUCUGCCCUGCAUAUUGUCCUUUAGUUUUGGUCUAAUUAACAGACCCAUGCUGAUGCUGCAGUCAUGUCAUAUAAAAAUAACAGUUCAACUGGGGAACUUUUUAUUUUUAACUCGCUUUUUUUUUAGCUUCAUGAUUUCCCAAAUCAUACCUGGAAGUAAGGCAAAUGAAAACAGGAAAAUGCUGUGUGUCCAGUUUUUUUGGGUUAUUUUUCAGUUUAUAAUAAAUUACAACAAAAAAUGGACAUAAAAGGGGGAAAGAAAUGUGCUCAAAAAUAGAAUUUUUUCAUGACAACAUAUAUAUGUUAAACAAAAUGGAGAUGUGCAAACCCUUUUCAGUUUUCCUGUCCUCUCCCACAUGAUGUGAAUAUGAUGGAAGCAGACUUGGGUACAGUUAGGCUGUUUUUUAUUUUGUAUAAUUCUAAGAGAUAAUCAGAUUUGUCUUGAACAGUGUUUUGUUUAACUUUGCAUUUGGUUCAUGUGGGCUUUUCUUCCACUCUGCUUUUGUCUGAAACAGUAAAUCUGGCUAACAUUC
This is a messenger RNA of Hemibagrus wyckioides, 3810 nucleotides long. It is a transcript of the gene nagpa, whose product is annotated as N-acetylglucosamine-1-phosphodiester alpha-N-acetylglucosaminidase. The transcript has 11 exons. The record is from RefSeq and is a predicted model, not a curated record. NCBI's taxonomy places the organism in Eukaryota, Metazoa, Chordata, Actinopteri, Siluriformes, Bagridae. The coding region runs from base 138 to 1892 and encodes 584 amino acids.